Penaeus vannamei (Pacific white shrimp) is the source of this 456-nucleotide messenger RNA. The record is from RefSeq and is a predicted model, not a curated record. Lineage: Eukaryota; Metazoa; Arthropoda; Malacostraca; Decapoda; Penaeidae.
AUGACCACAAGAAUAGAAAGUGGUGGAUCUCAGUUGGUAGCUGCCCUAGGGGAGACUUGGGGUCACUGUCCAACCAUGAGACUCACUCUACACUGGUCAGGACGAGUGCGAGUUGCUUCUCUCACAAAGGCCCCACACAGGAAUAAUGCUUCUAUUCAGUACCAGAUAACGAAAGCUGGCAUUCGUGAUAUAACUCCCUUUAUGGCUGAUGCAAGUACUCCAUUGACAAUGGAUUCUCCUGACAGAAAAAAGAGAAAAUUAAGCACUUCAAUGUAAUUUUACUUCAAAGGUCUUACCAGAAACACUGCUGUGGUGAAAAAGGCCAUAUAUCAUCCAUUUAUGUAUUUUUUAGUCCUAUAGUUAUUAGAUAAAAUUUGUAGUGUUUUCUAUUGAGCAAGAUAUAUAUGUAUAUAUUGUUUUAGCAAAGGAUUUUUUUUAUUUUUACAAAAAAAAAAA